This is a messenger RNA of Cyprinodon variegatus (sheepshead minnow), 6298 nucleotides long. Its product is annotated as SH3 and PX domain-containing protein 2A-like. Gene Ontology annotation, biological process: superoxide anion generation. The record is from RefSeq and is a predicted model, not a curated record. NCBI's taxonomy places the organism in Eukaryota, Metazoa, Chordata, Actinopteri, Cyprinodontiformes, Cyprinodontidae. The coding region runs from base 313 to 3471 and encodes 1052 amino acids. Gene Ontology annotation, molecular function: protein binding; superoxide-generating NADPH oxidase activator activity. The transcript is spliced from 9 exons.
UUCACCAUUCCUCCACUUAUUCGCGCCCCACUCUUCAGUUGCUCCUCUGUUUCUUCUCUUUUCUUUCAUUUUCCUUUUUGGAUUGUCUUUUGCCUUUUGGAUUGGCCAGUUUGCCUCGCUCACAGAUCUAUAGGUGAAGGAUGAUGGCAUGUUCUUGUCCUCCCCCUUUUUUGGUCUGACUCCUUCCGAUGCUCCUCAGUAGUUUUCUCUGGAACAGCUGUAUGGCCAGACAUUUGGGACGAUGCGGCCGAUUUAGGAGGUUGUUUUCUGAUUGGACGGGGCGGUGCAGCGGCAGGGAGUUGGGGUUGGCAGAUGGCCGCACACCGGGUGCCCGGCGGGGGCGGCGGUGGGGGCUUAGGGUGCAGCGGGCAUUCGCGGGGUGCCACGGCCGGCAGGUGGCUGACAGCCUGUUUCUUCCCCUCAGGGAUUGACGGCUCAGAGCCCAUGGUGCUGGAGCAGUACGUGGCCGUGGCCAACUACGAGAGGCAAGAGAACUCUGAGAUCAACCUCAAGGCCGGCGAGACCGUGGACGUGAUUGAGAAGAGCGAAAGUGGUUGGUGGUUCGUCAGCACAUCUGAGCAGCAGGGAUGGGUCCCGGCCACAUACCUGGACUCCCAAAAUGGGACCAGAGACGAUUCAGAUCUGGCCACCUCCAGGACCGGAGAAGUCACUAAGAGAAGGAAGGCUCAUCUGAAGAGGCUGGACCGCCGCUGGACCCUCGGUGGUAUCGUUAACCGCCAGCAGAGCAGAGAGGAGAAAUAUUUGACUGUCCAGCCGUACACCAGCCAGGGGGCGGAUGAAGUGAGCUUUGAGAAAGGGGUCACCGUGGAGGUAAUCCAGAAGAACCUGGAGGGCUGGUGGUACAUCAGAUAUUUAGGGAAAGAAGGAUGGGCCCCAGCUUCCUACUUAAAGAAACUAAAAGAUGACUUCUCGCCUCGCAAAAAGACCCUGACAGGCCCCGUGGAGAUCAUCGGAAACAUCAUGGAGAUCAGCAACCUGCUGCAGAAAAAGUCGGUCAGCGAGAAGGACAUCCAGACAGACGCAGAAGGAGGCACCACGCUGGAACGCCACAUCAACAAGAGCGAGAUCAGCCUGCCCAUGCCCUACAACUCCGAAAUCAAUGCUGAGACGGGCAGGAGGCUCAGCGCCGGCCGGGACACCAACAGCCCCUGCCUGGGGAUAGCCGCCAGUUCUGCUCUCAGUGAGAAUAAAGCCAGAGGAGAACCCGGGUCCCCAGCUGUAGCACGAGUGGCUCCACACAGAGUGGAGAUAGGCUUCGAAGCUGUAGGGUCUCCAAAUCUGAGGCAGAAACCUCCUCCAAGAAGAGAAGCCAACCUGGGCCUUCAGUUACCCAAGCCACCAGAGCCCCCUGCUGUGGAAGCAGAGUAUUACACCAUAGCAGAUUUCCAGUCCUCCAUCUCUGAUGGCAUCAGUUUCCGUGGAGGACAAAAGGCUGAUGUUAUAGAGAAGAACCCAGGAGGUUGGUGGUAUGUGCAGAUUGGGGAGAUGGAGGGCUGGGCCCCCUGCUCAUACAUCGACAAGCGCAAGAAGCCCAACCUCAGCAGACGGAGCAGCACUCUGACUCGACCCAAGGUUCCCCCGCCAGCUCCUCCGGUGAAAAAACAGGACUCUGAGGAGGCUCCUCAACAUCAAAAUCCUGUCAUUAAAGCCCCAGAGCAGCAAGGCAGACAAGUGUUUGAGGAACCGGAAUACGAUAUCCCUGCAGUCGGAUGUGAGGGCGAAUCUGACGCUGAGUUUCUGAAGAACGAGCGCUCUCAAGAGCUGAAAACCAACAAUGCGGUCACCGAAAAGUACCAUAGCUCCCCUCCUUCAAGUAAAGCUCCGGCUCCAGUAUGUAAAGCGUCCCCGGUUUUCGCUCAUCGGAGAACCUCGUUCAGGUCUGUGGAGGAGGUCAGUAAAGAGGAAUGUAUCUAUGAAAACGACGGCUUCAGGCUGAACAGUGGGAGUGAAGGAACCAGAGUUAAAGGCUCCAGCGAACCCAGUUCCCCUCGGAGCUACCAUUCCUCAACAGUCCCACGGAAACCCUCUGGAUCUUCCCCUUUAGCUGGUUUAUCCAGGAAAACCGUCACCCCAGAGAUGAGCAGAAGAAGCCAGACUCUAGGCAGACAUGUAGACAUGCGGUCUCAGGACAGCAGCCCUCACUCUUCAUCCGACGAACAGGGUAGAGGAAUAAAGAAUAGUCCUGCCCUAAAACGAGAUGUGGAAACAAGAAUUGGCCAAAGCCCGUCCACCAGACCCAAGCCCUCUGUCAGACCUAAGCCCCUCCUGACCAAGUCAGAACCCCAGAGUCCUGAGAGAAUGGACAUCAGCUCUCUGAGACGGCAGCUAAGGCCUGCCAGUCAGUAUCGGCACAGCCUCAAACCGACCCGUGGAGACGACUCGGAAACAGCCUCUGUCAUCUCCUCAGAGGGCUCCAUGUGUUCCCGCAGUACGUCUGAUCUGUCCUCUGUAUACUCUAAAGGGAGCCGAGGUGACUCAGACGUGGAAGGCCCAGCUGUGUACCGCUCUGUAGAUGUUUACAAGAAGGUCCAGGACUCUGAGAUCAGCUUUCCAGCCGGGGUGGAGGUGGAGGUUCUGGAGAAGCAGGAGAGUGGGUGGUGGUACGUCCGCUGGGGCUCAGAGGAGGGCUGGGCUCCCUCCUACUACCUUGAACCUGUCAAGAAGAUGGCUGAUGUCAGCAUGUUGGAUUCGAACGGAAAGAGAAACGGGGGCAAAAAGUCCAACAGCCUGGAGAAGAAUGAGCAGCAUGUUCUGGCUCUGAACAACAUCAACAUUCAGGGUCUAACCCAGCAGCACCAAGGUCUGAGAGGGAAUUCUCCACCAAUUCCUUCAAAGCCCCCAGGAGGGUUCUCUAAGCCCUCUGGAUUGGUAAACGGAGGUGUACGGAUGAGGAACGGCGUACGGCAGGUGGCGGUGCGACCCCAGUCCGUUUUUGUGACCACAUCACAGACGUCUAAGGAUUCCCACUACAUGACCGGUUCCUUGAGAAGAAACGAGUCCCUUGGCAGAAGCGACCACUACAGCUCCGGUUCAGCAACUCUUGGAGUUCGCAGGAAUGCCUCUUUCAGUACCGUCCGUCCACACGUCGUUGUCGAGAGCCAGACGAGGCCCGUUGAGCGCUCCGGACUGGGCUGCUCAGGAAGCGCCUUCAGCACCAACAACGUCCCGGACGCCCUGAGCAGAGUCAGCCAGCGCAACGGGAUCCCCGUGUCCACCGUGCGCCCAAAGCCCAUCGAGAAGAGCCAGCUCAUCCACAACAACCUCGGCAGGGACGUGUACGUGUCCAUCGCAGACUACCGUGGCGACGAGGAGACGAUGGGUUUCACUGAAGGAACAUAUCUGGAGGUGUUGGAGAGAAACCCCAAUGGAUGGUGGUACUGCCAGGUACAGGACAGCCUGCUGCCCCGCAAGGGCUGGGUCCCGUCUAACUACCUGGAGCGGAAAAAAUAGAACCAGGAGCUUCACUACAGCUGAUGUCCUCAUUAAGCCAGGGGCGGAGAGUCCCUACGAAUGUUACCCACAAUCCCCCUGAAGCAAUAUGUCCUUGAUAAUGUACUUAUGAAAAGGAGGAGAAGGAGAUGGAAGGGAUGUUUUUUAGUGUUGGUUUACAGAUAAGUUUUCAGAGAAUGAGAGAAACUAGACCUAAAACUUGAAGACCUUUGAGGCAGCAAGGCUGUGGAGGACAUUGAUGUACCGAGGAAGAGCGAAACCUCUUAAAGCCAAGCAGGAUACUGGCUCGCUGAUAACAAUGGCCAAUAAGUGCCUUUUGUGUUUGACCACCCGGCGGCAGAAAUUUGAAUCAACCAAAUCUUUUUUUUUUUUUUUUCAAUGAGUGCCAUAGUCCUGCGAACACCACCAAGAGUAUUACCAUUAGCUAUUCAGAGAUCCGUUAUUGAGUCCAAACAGUUUCUGUCCAGAAUCCAAUAACUGGCCUAAUGAACCAAAUGAAGAACAUUAAUUCAUUAAGGAGAUUUUGUUUUUUCAUGAAUGCCUCUGUUAUAUUGUUGCGUUUGAUGCAAGUCUUCCUCUGAGAAUUAUUUCUGCCGUCUUGAAACAUCUGAUUGAAGUUCAAGCUAACUCUGAACAAACAAAAAGGGUUGAAAAAAUGUUUAUGUUUGCACAAAUUGGCACAAAGCGAUGAAUACAUUCCUCAAAGAUGUGAUGAUCUUCAGAUAUAUACUAUAUAUAAAAGCUUUUUCCUUUAAGACCAAAAACCCAUUGCAAAAUAAUUACUUUAAAAAGAGUUUUAGCUCCAGGAUAUUUUGGUUUCUGAUUGUAUUUUUGUUUUUAUGUGCAUAAAAUAAAGCUGCUGUUGGUGCAACAUGUCAAAUAAAUGCUGGAAGUGAGAAAUAAAAAUAUCCCAGGGACACACCAAAAUGUGAACACACCAAAGAGGAGCUUCUUUUCAUUGGGAGAAACAUAUUUUUCUAUAUUAUCUAUUAUUUAUGGAUUAAAUUGGGACGCAUUGAGUAUUAAAAUAAGGACACUUUUACUUUGUUCCUGGAAUUGACUUGAGCUGUUUUCACAAAAUUAUAAAACCAAGGAAACAUUAUAUCAAGAUAUUUAAUAUUGGUUUCUCUUACAUUUAUAUUAGUUUAGAAGCUUUUAUUCAGUAAAGUUUCUUAAUCUCCUUAAAUAAAACUUAGCAAUUAUGGAAAAACACAUCAUAUGAAUAUCCCACCACCAGAGUUAUUAUUGAACUUACAGAUUUAUUGACUGAUGUUCAAGACUGCUGAAAUACAUUUUCUAUCACACCCUUUAGGCUACAUGUGUGUUUUAUUUUAUUUAUGUUUCUGCUGGACAGUAUCAUAAUCCUUAACAAAGUACAUUAACUGCUCAAAGUUUAUUUCAACAAAACCAUACCAUUAUUCUUUGCUCUGUGAUCACACAACGGCAAUAAUGAAGAAUGAAGUUGUUCUGUUUUGUGAAAUUAAUGCACUUUAAAACAUUUUUUUUAUGGUGCAUUAAUGUAAAGAUGCAGUAAGUACUCAGCAUAUUAUUUAUUACAUAUUUUUUGUUUAAGUAUUUAAAUAUUUCAGCUCCAAUGCUGCGUCAGCUGUUUUGGUACAAUUGGUGAAACAGAGACCUCUUGUGGAGGCUGUGAGGUACUACAUCAUUUGCUACCUCAGUGCAAAAAUAAAAUGCACUGCUGGUCAGUGAGUAUCUCCAAGAAAUCUUUAUUGUUCCUUUUAAUCAAAGUGCAGCUAAAUUUACUUGAUUAAUUUGUUACUAUUUAAUUUCUCUUAUCGGGCACUAAUUUAUUUUCAUUUAUUUAUGCUGUGGCCUGCAACUUUAGCAAAUCACGAGCACUUCUUUCAGCUUUAUUGGUCUUUACAUAAUGCCUGAUUUAAAGCAUAUUUAUUAUGAGAUUUAGAUUUUUGUUUCUUGCAUGAUUUGACAGUCAGCAUAUUCACUUUGUUAAAGAAUCUUCCCAUCAGAAUGAUCUGACUCUCUGCCUCAUUCAGAGUUUUAUACUAUAUCGCAAGGGAUGGUGUAAUGGAAACGAAGAAUUAUGGAUGGAUGGAAUUGGAGUUUGGUUUUGUAGGAAUAAGGGAACUUUUCCUCCCUGCUUUGCUGAUCUUUUAACCUCCAGCCUUCAUGAGUUACCAUUAUAGUUAAAAGUACAAGAUCCUGAUAUCAAGGCACUGAAAUUAGGUUCCUUCAAGCAAGGAUUCAAAAUGAAAUGGACUUGGUUUCCAGUGUAAAGGAUCUUUUUUAUUGUCACCCUUUACAACCAUCUUUACAGGGCUUUAAUGUGAAAGGUCAACACAGAGUAAAGCAUAACUGCUACGUGGAAGGAGGUGUAGGCUUAGCACACUAUGUAAUAGAAGCGAUUAGCUGAGGGCCUCUGGCUAUCUGCUGCCCUUCCCUUUCAUCCUAACAAGCAACCAAUCAUUAACGGCUUCUAGUGCCAUGAAACCCUAAAAUUAAUAACCAGAAAGGUGUUAAACACAUUUUAUUGCAGUUACUGUAAAAAAUAUGGAAAAUUGUUUUUCUUUCCAAAUGAGCUCAGUCUAACUGGAUGCAAGCUUCUUUGAUCAAUGUGUCUUGAGUCUUACCACUGAUUUUCUGAUGGAGUUUAGGCUCUGGACAUUGACUCGGCCAUUUUAGUACCUGUAUGGGCUUUGAUUGUAGCUCCAGUCUUAAUAUUAAGGGUUGUUGGAAGAGGAACCUUUGCCCUAAUUUGACAGAUUUUACCCAUAAUAGGAUUUCCACUUAUUGCCCCUCUGAUUGGGUUAUAGAUUAGUUCAUGUUUUGGAUUUUUGUGUUGAAACUU